UCAUCUUUUUCUCUUAUUCUCAGUAGAUCCCUCUCUGCACCUGUGUGUGUGUGCAGAACUAAUGGACGAGAGGCUUCAGAAUGCGAGCAUUAAUGGGAACGUUGCAGGCUUGGCGGAGCUGAUGAAGGAAGAAGAAGGGCGAGCACUUCUGGGCCAAGUGACUCCUGGCCUCUGCAAUACCUGCCUUCACAUCUGCGCCAGUUAUGGCCACACCCACUUCGCCGCCGAAGUACUCCGCCUUCGGCCCAAGUUGGCGUCGGUCAGAAACAAGCAGACAGAGACGCCUCUUCACAUCGCCUGCCGGGAAGGCAAGGCCCAGACCGCGCGGCUUCUACUGGAGUCAAACCCUUCCCUUGCCUGCUCCGCUCUCGUUGCCGCCGGCGAUGAGAAGGGCGCCAACGCCAUGAUGCUGGCGGCGCGCCACGGUCACGUAGAGGUGUUGAAGCUGCUCUUGUCUGAUCGUUGGUUGCCCCUCUUCAGGGUGGAGGGCUCCCUGGUUCCUUCACUGCUUGAGGCUGCCUCCAGAGGCCAUUCAGAUAUUGUUCGAGAGAUAUUAAUGGUAGAACCUCGUGCUCGGAUAGAAGGGGACGAGCAAGGGUCUACUGCUCUGCAUCUGGCUGCAAGCAAUGGUCAUGUGCAUCUCGCAAAAGAACUCCUGAAGAUUAGCUACAAUCACAAUGCCUGUUUGCUGCGGGAUAAAGAAGGAAGGACUCCACUGCAUUUGGCAGCAAUGGGGGAUCUGUGGAGAUUUUGCAUGAAAUUCUUUCAGUUAAACCGAAUUGCGCCUCUGCUUUCACACACGACAGAGAGAGCGUUCUUCAUUUAUGUGUGAUGAACAGGCAGUUUGAGGCAUUUAAGUUCUUGGUUGAGAAAUUCAGCAUGGCAACUCUCAUCAACUCAGGAGAUCAAAUGGGCAACACGGUUCUGCAUCUUGCAGCCUAUGAAAAAUGGCAUGAAAUGGUAUCGUACAUAAUCAACAACACGACAAUCAAGGUGAAUGCGCUCAACAAGGACGGAUUGACAGCUCUGGACAUUGUGGAGUAUGAAAAGGGCAAUCACAGCCCCAGGUCGCAGGUGAUUUCGACGUUGACAAGUG
Molecule: messenger RNA, 1096 nt
Organism: Nymphaea colorata (pocket water lily)
Lineage: Eukaryota; Viridiplantae; Streptophyta; Magnoliopsida; Nymphaeales; Nymphaeaceae
Exons: 3
Coding region: 62-832 (256 amino acids)
Molecular function (GO): protein binding
Source: RefSeq, a predicted model, not a curated record